Puccinia triticina is the source of this 1707-nucleotide messenger RNA. RefSeq lists its product as uncharacterized. The record is from RefSeq and is a predicted model, not a curated record. The transcript is spliced from 14 exons. Gene Ontology annotation, biological process: carbohydrate metabolic process. The coding region runs from base 1 to 1707 and encodes 568 amino acids. Gene Ontology annotation, molecular function: hydrolase activity, hydrolyzing O-glycosyl compounds. Lineage: Eukaryota; Fungi; Basidiomycota; Pucciniomycetes; Pucciniales; Pucciniaceae.
AUGGCAAUCAAGAUGAAUAGCUUGUCAAACAUUCAUCAGAAAUCCUGCAGAUUUCAACGGAUUGUUAUUGCAAUAUUUACUCUAUCAGCCAUUGGUUUUACAACUCAAAGCCCAGCUCAAAUGGCAACAAACACUCAAGCUCCAGUUGCUAGGCCCAAGCCUGUAUUGGGAUGGAACUCUAUAGGACCUCUUGGUUGUACAGGCAUAACUGCUGAAAAACUUAGGUGGCAAGCAGACUUAAUGGCUGAGAAGGGUUUAAUAAAAGCUGGAUAUACAACUUUUGUCAUUGAAUGUGGAUGGGAAGAGGAUUAUGGGAAUUAUCCAUUGGUAUUAUAUGAUGGUGUUAUGGGGCAAGAUUAUCAUUCUUUCCGCGACGACUUUAGAAGAAGAGGACUUGGACUGGGUUUUGGUACCUGGGGAGGGCCACAACUAUGCCCACGAACUGAAGAGGAGGCAAAGAUUUAUGCCAAACCUAAAACAGACCUUGACGGAUAUGUGUUUGCUUUGAAUGAACUUGGUGCAACCUAUCUAUCACACAGGCCGUGUGACUGGGGAUUUCCACAAGUAUUGCAAUCAGAUAUGGCAGUUGAAUUGAAUUCGCGAUAUGUCCAAAUGGAAAGCGCAAUAAGCAAUCGUGGUUAUCAGAAUAAAAUGUUUUAUGCCACUGGGCAAUGGGGUGCUUCUCCAUCAGCCGUCAAUACCAAGGCCAAUAGUUGGAGAAUAGCUGAUGACACCUUAGAUAGCUGGAACUCUUUUAUUAGAACAUUGAACACACUUUACCCAUAUUCUAUUGCAAACAGGGGGCCAUACAAUGACCUUGGAUUUCUUCAACUGGGUGAAAAUAGACUAACAAUGGCCGAGAAGAGAACACAAUUUUGCUUUUGGGCUGCAGCAAAAUCGCCCCUAAUUUUUUCGACUGAUGUGUCCCGCCUCCAUCCGGAUGAAAUUGAACUGCUUACAAAUCCACGGGCUAUUGCCGUAAAUCAAGAUGCACUGGGCCAAAGUAUCACCCUAAAGCACCGGUACCCUGAUAUGGAUAUAUGGAGCGGACCUCUCAGUGAUGGUAGCACAGUUGCAGUCAUCAUAAAUUGGUCAGAUGAUAGCUCACAAAAAAACAUAAAUCUUGAAGAUUUGGGGUUUUCAUCCGCACAUGUGUAUGAGGUACUUAGUGGAAAGGAUUUAGGAGUAGUUUCAACAACCUAUGUUUCCACAAUUGAGAAGCACGGAAGCUUGUUCCUCAAGUUCACCAAAACCAAGCCAGCUCGCCAGCGAACUUUCCAGCGCUUCCCUGUCGAAGUUGCUGAAAUCACGGGUUCUGCAAUUCUGAAACUAACUUCCCAAGGUGUUAAAGUAGCAGGAAACCUCAAGGCUGAUGGAGAAACUGGGGUGCGCUGGAAGAACAUACCUGGUUCAAGAAAUGGCAAUACUGUAGUCAGCUUUGAUUACGUAAAUGCAGAUUUGGCCAUCGGAAAUAUGGAUGAUACAAAAUUAAACUUCAAGCGCACAGCUAUCAUUAUAAACGAGAGUACAAAAUAUGAUGUGGAUUUUCCUAUCACUGGAUUGACUUGGGACAAUAUGAUUCAAGGAUUUCUCGUCUCACUUCCGCUAAAACCUGGGUACAAUACAAUUCGCAUUCAGGCAGAAGGUGAUUGGGCCCCGGACUUUCAUUGCUUAUCUGUCGAGCAAAGAGCCCAGCAAUACUUUUGA